GUUUUGGUGGCGAGGCGUUCUUUAUGCUUAUUGUUGCAUUCACCAAGAGCGACUCCACUGCAGUGCUUGCCUUGAUACUUGCUGUGGGUUGUAGCGGUUUCGCGAUCUCAGGUUUCAAUGUGAAUCACUUAGACAUAGCGCCACGAUAUGCGGCAAUUUUGAUGGGCUUCUCAAACGGCAUUGGAACGCUCGCUGGCCUGACCUGUCCAUUCGUAACCGAAAAAUUGAUCGCUCGCGGUCCUCGGGGCUGGGAGAAAGUCUUCCUGCUCGCCAGUCUGAUACAUUUUACCGGUGUAACAUUUUAUGCAAUUCAUGCAUCUGGUGAGCUACAGGACUGGGCAGAACCGAAAGAGGAAGAGCAACCGUGGUCCAGGAACGAUAUAUAUAAGACAGGUCAGUUAUCCCUAACAAUUGUACUCAUUGCAACAGAUACACGAACUAUCUUUUCCAUAUGGCAAGAAAACAGCUCUCCGUCGAGCGAGAGGUCAUUCAACCGGCUAGCGGCGGCUUAUGCUGUUAGCAGGUCACUUCAGUAGUA
Gongylonema pulchrum is the source of this 538-nucleotide messenger RNA. Lineage: Eukaryota; Metazoa; Nematoda; Chromadorea; Rhabditida; Gongylonematidae. The record is from the annotation of a GenBank genome assembly.